UGCUAUAUUUAGGAAACCACCCUGUGCUUUAUAAAGAGAUCGCAGUGGUUUCUGGUAAAGGUUCUUGAAUUUGGAGACAGGAUCGGCUUACGGAACAAGUCUGUUCACUCUCAUUCAGAGUACAAAAGCAGUGAGAGUGAGUACAGCGAGAUCAUCUGUGUUUUGGAUGCUACAUUUAAGCGAGAGUUAGGGAAAAGGGCAGGAAUGGCAGACAUACGGAAGAAACUUGUCGUGGUGGGGGACGGUGCGUGUGGGAAGACAUGUCUACUGAUUGUUUUCAGCAAAGACGAGUUUCCUGAGGUGUAUGUUCCGACUGUGUUUGAGACAUAUGUGGCGGACAUAGAAGUGGAAAACAAGCAAGUCCAGCUAGCUUUGUGGGACACAGCUGGGCAGGAGGACUACGACCGGCUGCGCCCUCUCUCCUAUCCGGACACCGAUGUCAUUCUGAUGUGCUUCUCCGUGGACAGCCCAGACUCGUUGGAAAACAUCCCUGAAAAGUGGGUCCCUGAAGUCAAACACUUUUGUCCUAAUGUGCCCAUUAUAUUAGUGGCCAACAAGAAAGAUCUGCGCAACGACGAGAACGUGAAGAACGAGCUGUCCCGGCUGAAACUGGAGCCAGUGAAAACAGAGGAUGGCCGUGCCAUGGCCAUGCGCAUUGGCGCAUAUGACUAUUUGGAGUGCUCUGCCAAAACCAAGGAGGGGAUCUGGGAGGUAUUCGAAACCGCAACACGGGCAGCCUUACAAAAACGAAAAAUACCAUCAAAAAGUUGUCUCAAAUGCUGUGUUUUGAUGUGAAUCGACGCUGUCUGGAGAACCGGGAAGCGCAGACAAGACGUUUCCACCGCUGGGAUCCGUGUCUGAACAUGUAUGGGGCAGUGACCAUGGUUUGGACACUCCCUUGUAAUCAGACGACCUUGGCUGAACCAAAACGAAUGACUGCAAACAAGUUGUUUUGUACACACUUAAUAAUCCUCUGAUAUCGGGGUGUGUGCAGUUAUUGGUUACAGCAUGUUCUUUGUGGGUCACAUGAUCCCAGUCUGACAGGUGGAGGGGUAAAAAGGGCAACCCGCUACAUUUCAGUGGACGCCUUAUUUAUCUCCUUAUAAUAUGGACACGGACUUUCCAAAAGACUCCUUUCGAGCCAAGAUUUCAGUUGCUCACUUUUUUGUGUUUCAAAGUGUUUGCGUAGGCCACUGCCUUACUGCCAAGGUUAUACUUUGUAUUAAGCAAAGCAGUAGAAAAAAUUGCACUUGUUAUUUAUGUCCACUUUGUAUUGUAAAAUGACUGUAUUUAGUUAGGGAAAUUGCACAGCAUCUGGACACUACAGUAAUUUACAGAACGUUUUAUAAAAAGCAGGAGUCAGUGCAAGGAUGCCCAUGGUGUUCUGUAUAGUCUCUUCUGAUGUUUUUUCGCCAUUUUGAAUAAACACAUAGCUUAAGUUUACAGUUAAAGAAAUCAGAUGUCUCAGGUUUAUUGGUUGGAACCACAUCCAAAAAGUGUGUUUUAUGACUCCACAGUAUUAAAUGCUUAGUUUAGUUUUUAUGCAACAGACCAAAUACCAUCACAUGUCUAAGAGACUACACAUUGGCCAGUCUUGAAAAGAGCUAACCAUAUUGUCCAGUGUAGUUUUGCAAGUUUUUUUUUGGGAGGACAUUCAUGAAAUGGGUGCUUUUUGAGCAUGGAUUAUAAAACAAUGAAGGAAAAAGUUGCGCACAUACAUUGUAGCCUGUAAAUAGUACAACCAGCAUAGGACGGGAAAUGUUUUUUUCCUUACAGCUCACCUGAACCAAAUCAUUUGAAGCACAUAAACUAUCUCACCAUGUUACUGAACUCUGAAAUCCAGGUCUAGCUAUCUCAGAAGCUGGCAUAUCUCAGUUGUCUCAAAGACUUGGAAGACCAGCUUGAUAUUUUCUAUUUAGCUACAGCUUCAUUUAUAGUUAUGUGGGUGAUAUUUCCAAGAGAAGACUGAGCAUGUGAGGUGGUUUAGCAUGUGAGUGUUUUGCUCAGCGGAACACGUUUUCUUAGAAAGUGUCAUGAAAAGAAGAGUGGGCUUGUCAGAGCUCUAUGAGCCAGUUGCACACUCUCAUAUGGGAUUAAGCCAUCUGAUGGAAAUUAAAACAUUUGAUGGAAAUGUAUCAUAUGUUAUGUAUUUAAAACCACAAUCUUAUAAUAAUUACACAAACUUAAACAAAAGGGUAUCCCUUUGACUAAAACACUUGACAAAAACUAAAUGUAAAGUACUGAUUUUUUUCUGAAGCUGUAAAAUGUUUGUUUGCAGCAGUAACACGGAAUGUGUGAAACACAAAAAAUCAAAAUUGUCCAUCGUAAUGUCUUCCAUUAUGACCAUGAAUGUAUCUGAAAUUUAUUUGGUCAAAAAUAUUGUUGGCUCUUUGAAGUUAGCGACAGAAAUCAUUGUAUUUGAGCUAAUUUCCCAUUCUUGUCUAAUAAAUUCAGCUCAUGUUUGAUCUGUGUCUACACAAAAGUGUUGUGUUGCUGUCCUCUUACACGAUGGUGGGAGAACUUGUACAAAUGACAGCUAUGGACAUCAAUUACAGAGAAAGACUUGCCGCACUGGAUGUAUUAUGCACAUUAUUCUUUUAGUGAUAACUGGAGACAAAAAAGCUAAAUUUCACAACAUUUAAACCUGUCAUUUUUCUGUGGUUCAGUAAGCAGGCAUAAUAAAUAUCAAUCAGAGUUUAAAAGAGUACCUUUUAUAAAUCCAACCAGAGUUACAAUGGUGUAAAAGUCACAUUCCUCCCUGCCUUCUGUUGCUGGGCUUUUUGCUGACUUACAGGACAGGAAUGCAUUGUGCUGGACUGGUUAAUUUUCCCACACUGGACCCCCUCAUGUGCCUCUGAUUUCCAAUGUUGUUAGGUUAUUAUUCAUUUAUCAGACAGUGCAGUUUUUUCAUUUUUUUUAUUUUACUUGUUUUAGAAGAAAGAAAUUUAUGGAAUCAUGGAGAAGAAAAAUUAUGAAAAUGUGCCAAAUAUUUUUUUGUUCAUAAGGGAUUUGAAGGUUUGAAUGGUAGAUUGGGAACAAUGGACAUUUUUGUAAGGAAAAACAAUCCAGAAUGUAAGGGAACAAGCGGUACUGUUUUGGGAAAGUCAAUAAAAGAAUCAGUGUUACCACCUCUA
Siniperca chuatsi (mandarin fish) is the source of this 3134-nucleotide messenger RNA. Its product is annotated as rho-related GTP-binding protein RhoB. NCBI's taxonomy places the organism in Eukaryota, Metazoa, Chordata, Actinopteri, Centrarchiformes, Sinipercidae. The transcript has a single exon. Gene Ontology annotation, molecular function: GTPase activity; GTP binding. Gene Ontology annotation, biological process: small GTPase-mediated signal transduction. The record is from RefSeq and is a predicted model, not a curated record. Bases 205 to 795 code for a protein of 196 amino acids.